CAGGGGAGGAGGAAGAGGAGGAAGAGGUGGUGGCAAGGUCGCAGUCCAGGCUCCAGCACUCGCCCCAGCCCGGCUCCCAGCGGAGGCUUUAUUAGCCACGCCAGUAACCGGCCAUCCCGACCCACCCCGCGGCUCCCGGCUCCUGCCCGGUGGAGCUGCACGCCUCGGGGGCCGCCGCAGUGUCGGGGUAGAAGGGCUGGCCGGGCGGCCCGGCAGGCAGGGAGGCAGGCUAGUGAGGGGUGGUGGGCUCUGGAGCCCAGGGCUGCACUCCCCAUGCGGCACCCUGGGGGCUGGGCUGUCUGCAGGCCCAGGUGAGACAGCACCAUGGGGCAGGGGGGCUGGAAGGGGCUCUGCCUGUCGCUGUUUGACUACAAGACGGAAAAGUAUGUCAUCGCCAAGAACAAGAAGGUGGGCCUGCUCUACCGGCUGCUGCAGGUCUCCAUCAUGAUGUACCUGGUGGUUUGGGUGUUCGUGGUGAAGAAGGGCUACCAAGACACAGACACCUCCCUGCAGAGUGCCGUCAUCACCAAAGUCAAGGGCGUGGCUUUCACCAACACCUCGGAGCUGGGGGAGCGGCUCUGGGAUGUGGCCGAUUACGUCAUCCCGCCCCAGGGAGAGAGCGUCUUCUUUGUGGUGACCAACCUGAUUGUGACCCCCAACCAGCGGCAGGACACCUGUGCUGAGAGCGAAGGGAUUCCCGACGCCGUGUGCUCUGAGGACAGCGACUGCCCCACCGGGGAGGCGGUUGUGGCUGGAAAUGGUGUGAAGACUGGCCGCUGCACGGAGAGGGGCACCUGUGAGAUCUUCGCCUGGUGCCCGGUGGAGGCAAAGUCCAAGCCUGUGAAGCCACUCCUGGGCAAGGCUGAGGACUUCACCGUUUACAUCAAGAACUCCAUUCGUUUCCCCAAAUUCAACUUCUCCAAGACCAAUGUGCUGGACACCAAAGACCGCUCUUUCCUAAAAACCUGUCGCUUUGGCCCCAACAACCACUACUGCCCCAUCUUCCGACUGGGGUCAGUGGUCCACUGGGCUGGGAGCAGCUUCUGGGAGAUGGCUGUGGAGGGUGGUGUGAUAGGAAUUCAGAUCGAAUGGGACUGUGACCUUGAUAAAGCUGCCUCUGAAUGCAACCCUCACUAUUCUUUUAGCCGUCUGGACAACAAGUUUGCAGAAAAGUCAAUCUCCUCUGGGUACAACUUCAGGUUUGCCAAAUAUUACCGAGACGCGGCCGGGGUGGAGUUCCGCACCCUGAUGAAGGCCUACGGGAUCCGCUUCGAUGUGAUGGUGAAUGGCAAGGCGGGGAAGUUUAGCAUCAUCCCCACGGUCAUCAACGUGGGCUCCGGGGUGGCGCUCAUGGGUGCCGCGGCUUUCUUCUGUGACCUGGUACUCAUCUACCUCAUCAAAAAGAGCCACUUUUAUCGUGGCAAGAAGUACGAGGAAGUGAGGGGCCGAGAGGCCCGCGCACGGCAGGCAGAGUCCCCGCGGCGGGCCGGGGACUGGGAGCCCGAGGUCGCGGCGGGGCCGGGCCCGGGGCCUCGGGGCGGCGACCAGAGCCCGCGCAGGGAGCCCGAGGGGCAGCAGCGGGAGCGGCCCGAGGCGCAGCGCGGAGGCGGCGGCCGGAUAGGGGAUGGCUGCGCGAGCCGGCAGCUCCUCGAGGGCGGCGCCCAGCCCGCCAGGUCUGGCCAUCUGGGGAAUGGAAAGGUGAAUGUGGAGCAGCUGCGGACCCUGCAGACAGUGGAGACUUAGCCAGAGGUGUCAGCCGAGAACAGAUUCAGGGGGAAGGCAUUGGGGGCAGAAUAGCCCACAGCUCUGACCUGGGAAGACGAUUCAUCAUGCCUUCUGGGCACGGCCUUCUUCCCUGCCCCACGGCAGGAAACUUGGGAUCUGGCUACAAGCUUUUGGUUGUGAGAGGAGGGAAGCCACCCAGUAGCCACAGUAGCCCAGAUCUGGAAGCAUGGAGACUAGAGUGUAUAAUGUUUUCCGGGACCCCGGUUGAACAUUCGUUCGUUCAUACAUGCAUGCAAUAAACAUUUACUGAUUGCCUGCUGUGGGCUGGGCCCUAUCCAAGAGACGCUUAAAUGAGACACUGACCUGGUGCUUGGGGACAGACACACAGGUGCAGUUCCCUCAGAGCCAACAGAGGUGUCCCAGCCAGGCCCAGCCACUCUGGCCAUCCUCCAGCCUCUAGCUGAGGAUUUCACAAAUCCCUGUAGAGACUGAUGGCUUUUUAGAGAGGGCCCUUGGCCAACAACCAAGGGGACAUUUGGCUUUGCCCCUAGGGAUAAAAUUUAAACGUGUCUCAGCAGGCAAUUAGGAAAGGACCAGACUGUCAGGAGAGAGCUGGCUCUUGGGGGAGGGGAGAGGCAAACUCCAAGGGCUUCUAGAGAGGAUGGGGAAGGCGAGGCAGGGAGGCUUCUGCUCGGGUCUGACCAUCCAGCCCGCGGAAGCUCUGGGGAUACUGACUUUCCCAUACAGGAGAUGCAUCUGCCUGUGUUGCUUGGUUCUUGCUGUUCUGUGGGGUGGGUGAUCCUACCCUGCUUCCCUCCCUCUCUCCCAAGGCUUGGUCUGAAGUACUAAUGAGAUAAUGGAUGGGAAAUGCUCACUUGGCAGGGGUUAACAGCUGUUGUUAGGGAGGUCAAAACUGUUAGGGAGCCUAGAUCUGAGCCCCCGUUCCCACUCUACCCCCACCCUGCAGACUCUGCGGCCUCCCUCCCUCAGUGGCCUUCAGCCUUGCCACUAGUAUGGUCUGUGGGCCAGCAGGAUUGGCAUCACCUAGGAGCUCUUCGGAAAGACAGUCUCGGGCCCCUCCCUAGACCUACUAAAUCAGAAGCUUGCAUUUUAACAGGAUUCCAAGGUGAUUUGUGCACACAUUACGGUUUGAGAAAUGUUGAAUGAGGAGAUAUGCAAAGCCCUGGUUCUGAGGAAGGAAAAGGCCAGCUUUGGUGGGUGAAGCCAAUUUCUAGGUCAGACUUGAGACCAGGACUCCUGCUCCCAGUCUUGCCGCCCCCCCCCCCCAGGGAAAGUGGCAUUAUGCUCAGUUUAUUUAUAUUAAAAUGUUUCGACUAAGUACUAUUUAUAUGAUUCAAAAUUCAAGUUAUGAAAGAACACAGUGAAAAACUUCCCUCCCAUCCUGUUGCCCAAGGGCAACCAGUGCCACCAGUUCUGAGAGGCUCCUGUACCCAGAUGCAAAACCUCUUGCUUACUCACCCACUGGGGCAGUGAGCCUUUCCUGACGUCUGCACAGAAGACCAAGCCUCCCGGGUCAAGAAUGCACAUGACAAAAUAUGCUUAAGCACUGUGCUUGAGGAGACGAGCUAGCUCACCUUUCCCCAUCCCAUUGUAUUUGUCUAACCCAAGGUGGGAAAUCCAGAGCCCAUCACUCACCAUUAUCCAAACCGCUCAGCAGAAGCGUCCUGCCAUACUGCCCUGACUUGCUAAGUCCCAGGUGCUGGAUAUGAGGGAGCAUCCUCUUGGGAAGUUUUUCUCUGAGGCUUCCCUCCUGUCAGAAGAGCCUGGUUCUCCUCUGCACACAGAAGGGGGCAGGAAGCAUCACUGCUCUGGGGCCUUUGGAGAGGGUCAGCCGAAGCUGGCAGAAGGUCCCCGGUGAGGCCACCACUGAGGGUGGACAGGAGCCCUUUUGGACAAUCCCUCCCUGUGGAUUGUCUGGGAACCUGCUGACAGGCCCAACUUGCUCUGAAUUGAAGGUGAAAAAUCUGCACGAUCCACUGAGGUGUUUAACUUCCUUAGUAAUGCAAAUUUUUGGAUUUUUAUAAUCUAGCAUGUUACCUUUAUGUUUGGGAGGAAGUGAAAAGGGCAGGGGUUCUUUCUGAAUCCUGGCUGCUUAGGAUUUGGUCUGGUUUUUUUAAUCCUGUUUUUGGAAUUGCUUUGCAGCAGUCAUAUGAUCUGGGGAUAGUCGUACCAUUUGUUUUAUAUUGGAAUGAAAUGUUUUUCUCCAGUUAUUUGUUCAUUUAGUAAGUAUUUGAGUACCUACUAUGUCUCAGGUGUGGGACUAAAUGCUGGUGAUACAGGGUGAGCAACACAGACAUGCUCCUUGCCCUCAAGUUCUUACAGUCUAGUGGGGAGUUGAAUCUUGGUCAAAUGAUCACGCAUCUCACCACAGACCGAACAGGGUGCUUUGAGUUUUCAACAAGGAGUAGGGGUGAGCCAGGGAAGGUUUCCCCAAGGAGGUAGCAUAUCAACUGAAAUCUGAAUGAUGAGUAGCAGUUUAGGUGAUGGGGAAGCAUUUCAGAAAAGGAAACCACACAUGUAAAGAAUCGCCUUGACAUGGGAUUCAGCAACAAAGGAACUGGAUGGAGACAGUGUGACUGGAGCUCAGAGGGAGAGUAGUGGGAGAUGUCUGGAGAGGUCCUGGAAGUGGGUCUCUGCUCUCCCUCUGCUUUAUGUCAUCCAUUAUCCUUACUGGUUGUAUGAGGGUUUCUGUCAAUCAAGUUGACUCCUUAAUUGUAAGAGUGCCCAUGAAACACUACUGUCACAGAGGACUUACUCAACCUAAUAGUUUCUCUGAGUCCAGCAACCCUUUCUAGGUGGCCUUUCUACUACAUGUGAGGAGCCCUAUGCUCAGAAAGGUCCCUUACAGCUUUGGGACACUGUUGCAUAUUCUACCCAAGUGGGCCAGCUUUUUGCACAGCCCACUCCCCCCACCUUUUUGCAUAAUCAUGGUGUGUGAGUGGGAGGCUCAUUAAUCCUGUAGAAACUUCUUUUAAAUGGGGAGAAGUGAAGCAGGAACCUGAGCUCUUUUCAAACUUGGGAAAGCCCCUUUCCUCUGGGCACUGGUUGUCUCAUCAGGAAAAUGAGAACUCUGACUUCUCAAGAGCCCCUUUCCAUUCUGCUAUUCCAGGAUCACAUGAAUUGUUUAUGUUCAAACCCUAGCCUAAACCUACCCACCUAGUAUUUUCCUAAUAAUUGAGUUAUCCCAUGCCUUGGGAGUGCCAAGAAGCUGGCCAACAGGAAAUUUGUAAAUCGGGUGCUAUCAAUGUGGCAUUACAGGGACCAGCCAUGAAAGAGCCAAGUGCCCUCUACACCUGACGCAGGGGCCAUCAGGACUGACUAGGCACAGCUGCCUUUUUGCCUCCUCACCAGUUCUUCCAGUUUAUCAGUGGCUGGGUGUCCCUGAUAAACUGAGCACCUCGGGUGCUUAGGUGUCUCUAGCACCCCAGCUAAGGACUAUGGUGCCCUGGAGACUCUCUAACUCACCCCACUUGGAAUGGCCUUUUGCAUGUCUGGAAAAGAGCUCCACUUGUUUUCAACCCUCUCCGCAGACCCAAGUGAUGCAACUUUCCUCAGAGCAUACUCUCCAGUGGACCCAAGGACAUUUUCUCAUCAAGAGACUCCAUCUUUUUGCCAGCUGCUUCCCCUUAAGCCACAGAGAAUUAAAGGUGGGAAGAUGGCAAACAUUUUCCAGGACCUGCCCAAUAUAUGUAUACUCUCACAUUUUUAUUUGGUUACAAAAACAAUAAAAGGUGUCAACGUUAAA
This is a messenger RNA of Choloepus didactylus (southern two-toed sloth), 5491 nucleotides long. It is a transcript of the gene P2RX5, whose product is annotated as purinergic receptor P2X 5. Gene Ontology annotation, biological process: response to ATP; monoatomic cation transmembrane transport. Bases 325 to 1743 code for a protein of 472 amino acids. Gene Ontology annotation, molecular function: purinergic nucleotide receptor activity; ATP binding; extracellularly ATP-gated monoatomic cation channel activity. Gene Ontology annotation, cellular component: plasma membrane; nuclear inner membrane. The record is from RefSeq and is a predicted model, not a curated record. The transcript is spliced from 13 exons. Lineage: Eukaryota; Metazoa; Chordata; Mammalia; Pilosa; Megalonychidae.